Messenger RNA from Schistocerca americana (American grasshopper), 978 nucleotides. RefSeq lists its product as uncharacterized. The record is from RefSeq and is a predicted model, not a curated record. The transcript has a single exon. Lineage: Eukaryota; Metazoa; Arthropoda; Insecta; Orthoptera; Acrididae. Bases 1 to 978 code for a protein of 325 amino acids.
AUGGCCGCGUAUAGAGGCUGUGAACGGCACAUAGCCUUCCUCGAGCGCGCCCAAGGCCAGCAGCUGCGCGGAGGGAAGACGGCCAGAAACGGGAAAACCGCAUUCCGCGACUCGCAGAACUGGCCAGCAACCGGUCGGCCACAAAGACGACGACGCCGCCGGACACGUGGAGGUCGACGCGCCGGAUACAACCCAGCGCCGCCAGGGGCCAGCACCUCCCGGCCGAGUACGCAGAGGCAGCCGCCAACAGUCGGUAAGGCAGCUCGCGACGCGACCGGCAGUGCAGUCCCAGCCACCUCCCUUACGCGCGAGUCUCAAAACUCGCCGCGAGAGGGCAGCACCUCCCGGACGCAACCGGGAAAGCCAGCCGCCGAGUACAGCUCGACGCCACCAGAGGGCAGCAGCAUGCAGACGUUGCAGCCAGCAGCCGGUAAGGCAGCCGCCACGGCUACCUACAACACAAUCCCGGAGGCCGCUACCACGACGGAGUCCCGCAACCCGCCGCGUGGUGGCAGCACCUCACGGACACAGCUAGCGGCAAGUGACGCCCAGAGAGGCGCGCCGCUCACAGGUGGCAGCACCGCACGGCCGCAGCCGGCACCCCGUGCUAACGCAUGGGCCCGGCAGCGAUCAGCUGAUCUGACGGCAGCCACUGCUGCUACCGGGCGCGCGCAACGAGCGCGCACAAAUAACGAAGACGCAGCCCCCGGGCGGCGCCCUCCGAGAAUAGACAGCCCCGUUGACUUCCCGGAAAUGCGCCAGCGCGGAAGCCGCUACCAACAGCGGCACAUCGACGCGCCCCAUCCUCCAAAACAACCACAGGAGGAAGACAAGGCCACCCAAAUGCUGCAGCUGUUGGCAGGCCUCAUAGACAGGGUCCUCCAUGUGAUCGAGGACCUUCCAAACAAAUACGCGGCGUCUGUGGAGCAGAUCACACAGACGAUCACCUUGGCCAUCUCCACAAAACAUCAUGGAUAG